Didymodactylos carnosus is the source of this 263-nucleotide messenger RNA. NCBI's taxonomy places the organism in Eukaryota, Metazoa, Rotifera, Eurotatoria, Philodinida, Philodinidae. The record is from the annotation of a GenBank genome assembly.
UAAUACCACAACAUAUUAAAGAUUUAUAUGCCAAAAUUUAUGAUCAUUUACCACGUUUAUCUAUUCAAGUUCAACGUCUGAAAGAUUGUAUCAAGUUCACAAUUGAUCCGUUACCACCAGUAAUAGCAAAAAUCGCAUGUUCAACAAAAUUUUACCUCAAAGAAGAAAAAAAAAUUGGGUCAAAACAAAUUUUAAUGAUGCCAUUGAAUAUAUUUCAUACAUCUGCUUUGACUGUAAUCGAUCCAACAAAUGGAAAAACGUAA